Messenger RNA from Glarea lozoyensis ATCC 20868, 1359 nucleotides. Its product is annotated as FAD/NAD(P)-binding protein. The transcript has 2 exons. Lineage: Eukaryota; Fungi; Ascomycota; Leotiomycetes; Helotiales; Helotiaceae. Gene Ontology annotation, molecular function: sarcosine oxidase activity; L-pipecolate oxidase activity; flavin adenine dinucleotide binding. The coding region runs from base 1 to 1359 and encodes 452 amino acids. The record is from RefSeq and is a predicted model, not a curated record.
AUGUCCUCUCCCUCCCCAAAUCCUUCUUCCUCCUUCAAUCCUCCAAAGUCAAUUCUUAUUGUCGGCUCUGGAGUCUUUGGUCUCUCGACAGCUUGGUCACUUGCGAAACGUCCUGAAUUUUCAAAGACGAAGAUUACCAUCGUUGAUCGGAGUAGCUUUCCUGCUCCCGAUGGCUCGUCGAUUGAUACUUCUCGAAUAAUCCGACCGGAUUACGCAGACCCAGCGUACGCCGCACUCGCUGCAAAAGCCCAUGAGACAUGGCGACAGCAAGGUCCAGAUGAACUCGGUGGUUCAGGGCGAUACUCGGAGUCCGGUCUCACUCUGGUUGCCAAUCGAGGUUCCAACGGACUUCCUUAUGUCCGCUCGUCCUACGAGAACGUGCUUGCCUUGAACAAAGGCACACCGAACGAGGGCACCGUCCACGAGCUCAAGUCCUCGGAAGAGAUCAAGAACUGCGUGCGUACAGGCGGUACCAAUGGCAACUGGGGCUACAUCAACACCCGCAGUGGUUGGGCUGACGCGGAAGCAAGCAUGAUCUGGCUCCGCAAGCAAGUCGAAGCCACAAAACGCGUCACAUUCCUCAUCGGAACCGUGUGCUCUCUCCUCUACAGCUCUGCUUCAUCUGUCGAAGGAGUCAAGCUCUCCGACAACACAGCCAUAAAAGCAGACCUCACAAUCCUCGCCACUGGUGCCUGGACACCUACCCUCGUCGACCUCCGCGGCCGCUGUCAAGCAACCGGCCAAGUCCUCUCCUACAUCGACAUCAGCGAUGCCGAACAAGCGGCCCUCGCAAAGAUGCCCGUCCUCCUCAACAUGAGCAGUGGCAUGUUCGUCAUCCCACCGGCAAACAACAUCCUCAAAGUAGCUCGUCACGGCUACGGCUACACCAACCCGACUACAAUGCCCUGCCCAUCUCCCAAUCCCUCUCCUGCAGACACCACGAUCUGCUGUCCUCGCACCGCUCUCGACGACCCCACGCUCUGGAUCCCACAAGAGGGAGAAAUGGCCUGUCAUCGUGCUCUUCGCGAAAUGGUUCCUUCGCUGGGCGAUCGACCUUUCACACACACCAAGAUAUGUUGGUACACAGACACGCCCACCGGUGAUUUCUUAAUUGAUUAUCACCCUUCCUUCUCGAACCUGUUUUUGGCGACGGGAGGAAGUGGUCACGGGUUCAAGUUUUUGCCUGUGAUAGGGGAUAAGAUUGUCGAUUGUGUGAAGGGAGAGUGCCCCAAGGAGUUUAAGGAGAAGUGGGCGUGGAGGAAAGAGCCGGUGGAGAAUGUUGUCACCGAGGAUGGGUCGAGAGGUGGGAGACCGGGGAUGAUUCUUGAUGAAGAGUUGCGGAAGGGGAGUAGGCUAUGA